GAUAUAAGUAAAGUUUAUUAAGUGAAGCGUAUACCGAUUCAAGUGAGAGAGGGACAAAUUUCACUCGCGGUAGCCAUUCAAAGAGAAAAUUUUGGACUCCGUCCAGCGGCAGUCUGACGACACGACGCGAGCAGAGCGAGUCUCGAGCCUUGGGGACGGGCCGCUUGAGGGCGCCACCGACUCGGCCGUUGCAAACCACGCCAGACCAGGUUCAGUUCCGUUGCUGCGUCUGCCAUGUUUUGAUCGGAUUAUUGCUGGGGUCGCAGCCAAAACGUCGUAUUUGCGUGUUUUCCGAAUUUCUCGGUGUGUGCGAAGUGCUGACGAUAUGAACCGACUCGGUAACUAAAUUCGGUGCACCAUGAAGUGUCAAUACUCCGACCCAAAGUUAUUUCACGUGACCAAAACAGUGCCGUACAGGCUACGAAAAAUUCCAAACCUCUAUCUCAAGUUUUCUAAACGCAAGAACUCAAUUUGCCAGUGUAUAUGGUGACGACUUGAAGUGAAACUCGGCUUAAAUGCCUUUGUGACGAUGUCAGUGCCGCAGUAAGGCGUGUUUUCCGUGUAAUGGUCGGUGCUGGUGUUGGUGUUUACAUGGAUACCUGGUUGUUGUUAUUGUGGAUGUGCUAAGCCGUGUGGAUCUUCGCCGUGUUGGAUGCAGUGUUCAAGUGGUUCAGUGUUUGCCUGACUUGAAGCGUCUGGCCAGUGUCGUCGAUUUUGUGCCCCGAGCCUUGAGCCUUCCGUGCGCGGAUCGCGGAAUCGCGAGUGAAGUGAGAGGCUCGUAGUGGUGGAUGGUGCCCUGGUACCGUGGUGAGGUUAGGCAGUGACUCGAUGGUGCUUUUGAGUUCGGACGUGUCGACACCGACUCGCUCGUCAGCCUGCGUGGCGAUGGACUGCACCUCCGUGGCGGCGGCGAUGGUGCCGCACCCCAUGAAGCAGCGGGGCGAGCGGGGCGAGCCGGCUGGAGGCAACACAGUGUCUGGCGGAGUGUCUGCGGCGCCGUCGUCCUGGCACCACCACAAACAUGAGCAGCUCAUGCUCCUAGAGAAGCAGAAGACUAAAGCGCCGGACAGUGGCGGCGGGCGGCGCUCGGAGCGCCAUGCGCCCCUGUACGGCCGCCUGGUGGCCGAGGAGCAGAUGGCGGGCGUCGGCGUGGGCGUCGGGGGCGUGGGCGGCGUCGGGGCGGCCGGCGCCACGCCCAGCGACAUCCAGGCCAUGCAGGCCCGCAUCCCGCAGAACUUCCGGGACCCGUCGACGGCGCCGCUUCGGAAGCUGUCCGUGGACCUCAUCAAGACGUACAAGCACAUCAACGAGGUGUACUAUGCCAAAAAGAAGCGACGGGCGCAGCAAACCCAAGGUGAAGACUCAUCACAUAAGAAGGAAAGGAAACUUUACAACGAUGGUUAUGAUGAUGACAACCAUGAUUACAUAAUCAAGAACGGCGAAAAGUUCCUUGACCGGUAUGAAAUUGACUCUCUUAUUGGAAAAGGUUCCUUUGGACAAGUAGUGAAAGCCUUCGACCAUGAGGAACAAUGUCAUGUUGCUAUCAAAAUAAUUAAAAACAAGAAACCCUUCCUCAAUCAAGCUCAGAUUGAAGUGAAGCUCUUGGAGAUGAUGAACAAGGCUGAUGUGGACAACAAAUACUAUAUAGUGAGACUGAAGCGACAUUUUAUGUGGCGUAAUCACCUGUGUCUAGUCUUUGAAUUACUAUCAUACAAUCUGUAUGACCUUUUGCGGAAUACAAAUUUUCGUGGAGUGUCCUUAAACUUAACUCGAAAGUUUGCACAGCAACUCUGCACCGCAUUAUUAUUUCUUUCCACCCCAGAGCUCAAUAUAAUUCAUUGUGACCUAAAACCAGAGAAUAUUUUAUUGUGCAAUCCUAAAAGGUCAGCAAUUAAAAUUGUGGACUUUGGAAGCUCUUGUCAGUUGGGUCAAAGAAUUUACCAGUACAUUCAAUCACGAUUUUAUCGGUCACCUGAAGUACUGUUAGGCAUCUCGUAUGACUUAGCUAUUGACAUGUGGAGCUUGGGAUGCAUCUUAGUUGAAAUGCAUACAGGAGAACCUUUAUUUAGUGGUGCUAACGAGGUCGAUCAAAUGAACAAAAUUGUGGAAGUUCUUGGUAUGCCUCCUAAGCAUCUUUUAGAUGCUGCUCAUAAAACAAGAAAAUAUUUCGACAAAGUUCCUGGAGAUGGUUCGUAUGUUCUAAGAAAAAGUAGGGAUGGAAAGAAAUAUAGAUUACCUGGCACCCGAAGGUUACAUGAUUUACUUGGGGUGGAUAGCUGGGGUCCAGGUGGUCGCCGUUUAGGGGAACCUGGUCACUCUGUAUCAGAUUAUCUUAAAUUUAAAGACCUUAUUAUACGAAUGUUAGACUAUGAUCCCAAAACAAGAGUGACUCCCUACUAUGCACUUCAGCACAACUUUUUCAAACGCACUGCAGAUGAAUCCACAAAUACCAAUACAGGUGGUCCCAGUGGAAGUGCGAGUACGAGUCCAGCUGUGGUCUCACACUCAUCACAUUCAUCGCAUCAAAGCCACUCAACUCUAACAUCUUCACACCCUGAACCAAUGGUGGGAUCUAGUCCAUCAACGUCCACAACGGGUUCUAAUGUGCAACAACAAGGUGCAGGUGUGGCUGCAGGGACACGAGACUGGGUUGACCCUGCUUACAUGGGGUCGUACCUGUCGCACUCAUCGCUUGCAGCCCAUCCAUCUCAAGCCAAUGCUAUGGAGUGUGAACCGUCUUACCCCAGACAUCAGGCACACCACAUGGGGCUGAGUAGGCUUGCGCCCACUGGGCGUUACGCACCCCAGUCCCUGCCCAUGGAGCAGCUACCAGGCUUAGACUGUACGCAGACUGGUAGUUUGAACAUCCCCCUCGUCGGCUCUGGCAGCUCUGCCCUCGCCACUCAGAGCGGCAACUACUUCAACCCUGGGUACCCAGCCUCGCUGCAAAACCCAGUUGCCGUCGCCCCCGUCGCCUACGGGUUCGUUCCAAGUCAGGCCGGAAUGACAAAGGCGGACUUGAAUGUGGGUGCUCCAAAACUAGGGAAGCAAAGCUCCAACCAGGCUCAAAGUGGCAGUGACCGUGAAGAUAGCCCUAUGGUAGGGGUGUGUGUUCAACAAAGCCCUGUUGUUAGCCAUUAAUAUUUGCUCCACUUUUAGGAACUUGUCUUUUUAAUGAUGUUUUAGAUUUAAGUGUAGGCUCAAUUGAGCUGCCUGUUUUCUUAUGUCGAUUGUAAAGUGUACAUAUAUAUACAUAUAUAUGCAUAUAUAUAUAUAUGAAUGUUUUGACCGAGUGGCUCUUGUCUUUGCGCCAUUUGUUUGCAUAUUGUUGACAAAUGGGCCAUUUACUUAGUGAGAAUGUUGUUGUCAUUAUUGUUCAUGAAACAUCAUGAAAUUCCAUCAUCAUUUAUGACACAUAGUUAAUUUGACUAGCAGUGCUCAUUUGAAGAUCCUGUCAGGAUCUUUUAGUACACUCGUGGAAUCUGCAAAAACCCUGUGCUGUAGCGCUGCAAGUUUUUGUGUGACAACACUCUUGUGAUAGAAAGUUUCUUAUUGUGUAACUAUGUGAAAAGGAACUCAUGUCGUUUUGAUAUGAAUUAUUUUUACUAAGUUUAGAAAAUGGGAGUAUGAAACUCUGUGUGAAGUCUGGGUGGAUGUGAGUCUGCUUUGGAUUGGAGCUUUUGUUCCUGCUCUCAUCCCAUUUCCCCCUCCAUUCAAACUCAUUAACUGUACUGAAAUGGAGGGUUCUUCAAUCUUUACUUUUUUAGAGCAAUUUGAAAAUAGGUCACUUGUUAAGGAAAUGAGUUCACUCACUAAUGUUUACUUUUGGAUAAAACUCUGUUGAUAUCCUUAGGUAAACUUGUAUCCAUUUUUAGGCACCUCACAAUGGGAGAGUGCUGUUUUCAUAUAUCCUUGCUCAGCCUAAUUUUAUGUUUGGAUCAAUCUAAAGUGUUCAUUUUUCAUUCAUUGUUUUUACUGGUAUCAAGUCUGUAAUAGGUUUCAUUGACGCUUGUACUCAUUUGUGGUCCUUUGAUGUAGGGCAUUGUAAGGCAACUUUUUAAAGGACCAAAACAUCAUACCUUUGUAGCCUCUGGCAAUAACUUGGAGGAGAGAGAAGGUAUUCAGUCUGCUAUGAUUCUUAGCUAUAUUUUACUUAUUUCUUUUAAUACCCAACAUCUUACAGAGAUUUUGAAACAAUGUGCUCUUGUUCUCUCUCUAUUAUACCUAUAUUUUUAUGUUGCAAUUGGGCCUUAGAGUACUAGUACUAGUAUCAACAGCAAUUACUUAGAUCUUGUAGUAAGAAACUUCAUCAGUUUUCUUCAAUUCCCUUUUUGAAAGUUAAGAUUUAUAAUGGUAAUCUCUAUAACAUGAAAGUAUACAUAGCUAGCAAAAAGCAAAGCGAAGAAGAGUUAUAAAAAUCACAUGACUUAUGAGGUGGCCCUAUUUUAGAAUUAGUUAUUCUAUUUUUUAAUCAAUGCACAAAAUGUGAUAGAAUUCGGAGAGUUUUUAAGCCCUUUGUUUUAUUAUUUCUAUUUUGAGUUGUGCUUACUUUUGUUGCCCCUCAGAUUUUGUGUGUGUUUUAGUAGAAAACUCAGGCUCUUUUCCAUCUACUCAUGAUGAUCCAUGUCUGAUACACCUUGCCCCUACUCAAUUUCCCCUCUCUCUCUGUCCAAAUAUUUAACCCAGGCUACCAGUACUACCUUUAUUUUCUCUUUAUUUAUUUAUUUAUGAAAGGGCUGCAAAUGUGUUUUACUUGUGUUUCCCUAUGAAGUGAUGUUAAUAAUUGUAGUUGUUAUAUAGCCUCAGAAGUGUUAUUUUAAUCAAAUGAAAUUACAUAGCUUCCUCCCAUUCCGUUACAAUUUCCUACAUGCCACAAAGUCCACAGCUCAUGUUGUCAUUUUUAUUUUGUUUUUUUCCUUUUUUUAAAACUCAUUUUCAUUGUUUUGUUUUUCUUUUUAUUCAGUGAAAUACAAUAAAAGUUAUGAAAUUGUUUAAAGCUCAAUUAAUCAGGUUUCACUUGUGUUUUAAUUUAUUUUAAAUUUCCUUAAUCAAGGAGUGAAGUGGUAGGCAAUCAAUAUUAUAGUAUUGUUUAUAACAUGUUCUUGAGAAUACAAUAAUUCAUAUGAAUUAAUGAGCUGAUGAAUCAUGCAUUUGUAAGGUGAUCCCACGGGCGACGGACGAUUCCGAAGUCUGUAGUCCCGCAGUCAAAGCACCACCCGGGACUGCCUUGCCAGUGCAGUUGCACUGCAGGCUGGAUGCCGCUCUGCAUGUGGGGGCCCCACAGUGGGGCUGCGCACUACGCACUACCGAUAGGAAAGGAUUGUCUCGUCUGUCAAAGAGAUCGGCUGACGCGUUGGACAAUCACAUGCGUCGAGUAUUGACUGGGUCUCAAGUCGUUCUUUCUCCCACUUAGUUGACAGGCGUCCGUCUGCCGCCCGUGUGUAAAGAAUAAAACAGUUUGUGCAGAUAACGAAUUUUGGGACACAUUUCUUUUAUGUUUGUGCUUUGCCUGACAGAAGUUUUGUGUAUUUAGCUUGGUUGAAUUUGUUUUUGUUUGCUAAUUGCCAAAAGUAAUGAUGGAUAAUACUUUGCAGUUUUGCCACUUAAUGCCAGUUACUUCCCUCUUUCCUGAGGACUCCAUUAUUCCGAUUAUGGAGCUGAAUAAUCAUUUUCCUAAGAAGCAGUAUUGGUUAAAUUUUCGGCAUACUUUGAUGUGGCAUGAAAUUUUUGACAAGGCUCUCUACUUUAUCUUUCCCAGUUUUGAAAGAAGCUGGUUUUUAGCUGCAGCUUGCACUUUUGUCUGGGCUGGAAACACCUUCAUAAAUUAAUGUGUUCUGACAAGCUUUACAAAACCUUGCAUUGUUUCAUUGUUUUGAUUUUUAUUAUUAUUAUUAGCUUCAAGCUGUAUGUACUUCAAUGAGUCCUUGGGCAAUGAUUUAGGUGACAAUUUGUUAUUGUUCGACUGAUCUCCUCAGGGCAAAUUUUUCUGAAGGCCUUCUAUGGCCACAAGGCCAUUUAUUGAAUUUUUCCUGCCUGUACUGUACCAAUGAGACUUUUUCAAGUAUGUACUCUGAGGAGUGAUAGUAAUGAUUAUGGAUGCAAAAAUGAAUUUGCUGUUACCAAUGAAUCAACUAAGUGUUGCUGUAGUAACAAUUAGACGCUAGAAGCAUCAAGUGGCAAAGUGCUUUCCACACAUUUAGCUUAAAACUGACUGGUCUGUUACAGCUGCCCCAUUCCUGUGCCCUCUAGUUACUUUGUGGUAUGGAUUCUUUUUUUUUUUUCUAUAUUUGUUGUUUUGUUUGUUUGUUCAAAGCAGUUGCAAGAGUUCCAUUUUAACAACUUUUCUUUUAAUAUUUGUAAAUGUCAAUCAAUGUGUUCCAGCAGCAUUUUUUUUCCCUAAUAGUUUUUGGAAGUUUUACCUAAUACCUCUCAUUUUAUUGUGUGAUCCAUUGUGCUAUUUCACAAUAAGUCCACUUGUUCCAGAGUAAGUUUUCAUUAAUUAUUUUUCCAAGAGUAUGGUUAUGUUUUUCCUUUUGAGAACAAGUUCAUUUUCUACAAUCUCAGACCAUUCAUUGUCCUAAUUGACUUCUUAUUUGAAUAAUCCAUAUCUUACUAUCUCUUCAUCACUGGUUUAAUUCAUACACCAGUAUUUGUCUACUUAUCAUUUAUGUAAGGAUUGCCUCAAACUUCAUAUUAGUAACUUGUGUGAUACAAUUAACAAUUUUGGAAUGGUCCUUGUGUGUUGGGUACCCGCAGCUCUAAACCAACUUCCUCGUAGCAUUACUAUAAUAGAAUCUCGCUAGUUCAGGACAAGUUGGUUGUCAUAUGUAUCAAUUAAAAUUAAUGAGGAGUUAUGUGUGGAGGAGAGAAAGAAAAGUUGUUCCACAUUAAAGGAUGACAAAUUUAUGUAAAUUACAGCUUGGAGUUUGAUUCUGCAUUAAUAUGUAAGAAAUAAAAUCAUAUUGUUCAUUGUCUUUUCUGAGGAUUGAAUGUUAAAUUACUUGGUCAAAUGUGUGUGUUUUGAGUGACUUGAUGUUGGGAGCGACAGUGGAACUCACUUUACCGGUCACAAUAUUGUUAGAAGGGAUGCUCACGCAUAGCUCCUGCAUACGGCGGUGCAAUGUUGUGCAAGUUAGCUGUAACAAUGUACUGUAUGUGAGUUCCUCUGUAUUAUCAUGCUUCUGAAAACUAUUCUCCCAGGAGGUGCCAUUCAAAACAGAUGUAAACUGGACAGUGGGCAAUGGUGCACUUUUACAUACAACUCCAAAGAGCAUGAAGAUGUGUCCAUAUUAAUGAUAAUUGGCUGAAUGCAGAGUGACUUUAAUUUGUAUUUGUUAUGGCUACUGAUAGUACAUAGUACAUUCUUGUUCCACAUUGAAUGAAAUUUAUUCCAGACCAUUGAUUCAUUACAUAUAUAUGCAUGGGCCAUUGUUACAUGUCUUAGUUGAGCUAGCUGUUAAGUAACUACAAACAGAAACUGCCAUAGUUGAAAUAUGAUGUGAAACAAGGCAAAGCCAGUAAAAUGUGAUAAAGAUGUGAGAGUCAGAUUUAGUGUGAAAAUAAAACAAAACACUUGUGCAUAUUUGUGGAUUAUUAUAAAAUUGAAUUCCCAUAUUGUUUUUUGUACUUUUUUUUUGUUGUCUUUGUAAGCACAGAUUGGCCAUAGAGUGACUCUCUGCUGCAGCUGCAAAAAAAAAAAAAAAAAAAUCAACCAAAAAAAGAAAAAACAAACCUUAAGCGGCAUUAGAACAACUUCCAAGUUGUAUUGUUUCGUUUUUAUUUCUAUUGUAUUAUGUAUAUCAAUGUGGAGUGCAACUUUGUGAUCUAUACGCCUCAAAUUCUUUACUCUAAGAAACUAAAUGAUUGUUACAAACUCAUACAUGUAGAUUCGCAGUAUUGUUAAUAAAGUUAUAAAAAAUCACUGUGUAUACCAUAAUCAGAUUGUUUAGUUUUAAAUUUAACUGUAAAUUCUUUGUAAAUAAUAAUAUAGAAAAUUGUUAUCACCGUU
This is a messenger RNA of Thrips palmi, 8008 nucleotides long. It is a transcript of the gene mnb, whose product is annotated as dual specificity tyrosine-phosphorylation-regulated kinase 1B. Gene Ontology annotation, cellular component: nucleus. The transcript is spliced from 10 exons. Lineage: Eukaryota; Metazoa; Arthropoda; Insecta; Thysanoptera; Thripidae. The coding region runs from base 829 to 3141 and encodes 770 amino acids. Gene Ontology annotation, molecular function: protein serine/threonine kinase activity; transcription coactivator activity; ATP binding. Gene Ontology annotation, biological process: peptidyl-serine phosphorylation; positive regulation of DNA-templated transcription; peptidyl-threonine phosphorylation. The record is from RefSeq and is a predicted model, not a curated record.